This is a messenger RNA of Penicillium alfredii, 1509 nucleotides long. Its product is annotated as mannitol dehydrogenase family protein. The transcript has a single exon. Bases 1 to 1509 code for a protein of 502 amino acids. The record is from RefSeq and is a predicted model, not a curated record. NCBI's taxonomy places the organism in Eukaryota, Fungi, Ascomycota, Eurotiomycetes, Eurotiales, Aspergillaceae. Gene Ontology annotation, molecular function: mannitol dehydrogenase activity.
AUGGCACCCCUGAAGCUCACCAGCAAGAACCUGUCGCAAAUUGCGACGGCAGGUAAAGCACAGAUCAAGGUUCCAAGCUAUCAGCGCGGUGGCGCGGUCAAGGAGGGAAUCGUCCACGUCGGUGUAGGCGGCUUCCACCGAGCUCACCUGGCUGUCUAUGUCGACCAGGUGAUGCAGAAGCAUGGGGUGACCGAUUACGCCAUUUGCGGUGUUGGAUUGCAGCCCUUCGACGCCACCAUGCGCGACGUGUUGAGAUCGCAGGACCACCUCUACACGGUCAUUGAGCGUUCGGCCAAGGGAAGCCUUGCCAACGUUGUCGGUAGCAUUAACUCCUACCUCUUUGCCCCCGACGACCGUGAGGCUGUCAUCGCCAAGAUGGCCCACCCUGAUACCCACAUUGUGUCGCUCACUAUCACCGAGAGCGGCUACUACUACAACGAGAACACCCACGAGCUGCAAAGCGAGAACCCCGACAUCCAGUUCGACCUCAACCCGGCCAACGAGAAGACCCCGCGGACCACUUUCGGCUUCCUUUACGCCGCCCUGGUACGGCGUCAGCAGCAGGGACUGAAGCCCUUCACUGUCAUGUCGUGCGACAACAUGCAGAAGAACGGCUCCAUCACGCGCCAUAUGCUCGAGUCGUUUGCGCGCCUGCGCAACCCGGAGAUCGCCAAGUGGAUUGUCGAGCAAGGUGCCUUCCCCAACGCCAUGGUCGACCGUAUCACCCCUCAAACAGCUCCCGCCGACAAAACGGCACUUGCCACUGAGUUUGGCAUCGAGGAUGCAUGGCCCGUUGUCACGGAGCCUUUCAUGCAGUGGGUGAUCGAGGACCAGUUCUCCGAUGGCCGCCCUCCAUUCGAGAAGGUCGGGGUUCAGGUUGUCAAGAAUGUUCAGGACGUCGAGGAGUUCGAGAAGCACAAGCUUCGUCUGCUUAACGGCAGCCACUCGGCCAUUGGCUACCCCGGUCAGCUGGCAGGCUUCAAAUACGUUCACGAAGUCAUGGAGCACCCAGUGUACCGCAAGUUCGUGUGGCAGAUGAUGCAGGAGGAGGUGAAGCCGUCAUUGCCCGACAUCCCCGGUGUCAACAUUGAUGAGUAUUGCAACACGCUCAUGGAGCGCUUCUCCAACCCUACCAUCAUGGACCAGCUGCCCCGCGUCUGCCUCAACGCCUCGGGCAAGGUUCCCCAGUUCAUCAUGCCGUCGAUUGCCGAGGCCAUUUGGGUGACGGGCCCGUUCCGCCGCCUGUGCUUCGUCGCGGCCGCGUGGUUCCGCUAUAUUAACGGCGUCCAAGACAACGGCGAGAAGUUCACGGUCGACGAUCCCAUGCGCGAGAUGCUCCAGGCCAAGGCUCGCACCGGAGGCACCAACCCGGCUGAACUGCUCAGCAUCAAGAACCUGUUCGGUGAUGACCUGCGCGGCGACAAGAGAUUCAUCCAGGAGAUCACCACCGCUAUGGAGGAGAUUGCCCGGGACGGUGUCUUGAAGACUCUCCCCAAGUAUGUUGACUAA